AUCAAGAAUUCAAUCCCAACGUAUCCCCCAGCUUCUGUAUGAAGCCAGUGAUAAAAAAAACUGCCAAUAACUGAUCAGCCGAGCUCGACGCGGCAUUUAAAAUUCCCGUGUUCACAUUAACAUCUAUAAAUUGUCCGUUCAAUCGCCAAUUAACGAUUCUGCCAUUUGAUCGGCACACUGCACCGGAAAUUUAAUGGAUAGAGCCAGGCUUUGUCUGGCACCGGUUGUCCUGGUUGGUCUGGGGACCCUAUUCAUCAGUUUACGAUGGCUGUGGGGCAAAAGGAAGGCUCGACCUCCCACACUCUGGAGAAAAGUCGGAGAGAUCGCCGAGAUUUUUGUUUUUCCGGUUAAAUCACUGGGUCCGGUUCGAUUAGACGAAACUGAGUGCACCAUCGUCGGGUGCAAAUCAGGGUGGCUCAGGGAUAGGAGCUUACUGGUUGUGGAUGAUGGGGGGAGGUUCGUUACCGCCAGGAAGUGCCCGAAGAUGGUUCAGAUCAUCCCGAGUGUCUCUAGUUCCAUUCUGUCCCUGAGUGCCCCGGGAAUGAGAGCAAUUAGUGUGGAUCUGUCAAAAGUGGAAAAGAAAAUGAAAGUUGUGAUCUGGGGUGACACAGUGCCCUCGAACGAUUGUGGCGAGGAGGUGGCGAAAUGGCUAUCAAGAUACGUCUUGGAGAGAGACUCGGGUGUCAGGCUGGUGUACUACCCCCUCGACGCGUCCUCCAGGACCGUCAGCAGGGUCAACAAGGCCUUCCACCCGUUCGACACAUCGGACCUCGGAGUUUUCACUGAUGAAACGAGCUACGCCCUGAUGAAUCAGGCUUCAGUCGAUGAUUUGAACACUAAAUUGGAAGAGCCGGUGGACCCGCUGCGGUUCAGACUCAAUUUUACGGUUACGGGAGCCCGAGCUUAUGAAGAAGACACCUGGGAUUGGGUUAAAAUCGGAUCAGUGACGUUUAGAAACGUCAGACCCUGCAGUCGGUGUCUCAUGACUACUAUCAGCCCAGAGACCGGUGAAAAACAUCCCAAGGUGGAGCCCUUGGAAACUCUCAAGAAGUAUAGACAACCUGAAGACCCUGUUAUGAAGUCCCUAGUGGGCACAAGCCCAAGUUUUGGUAUUCAUUUAGGUCUGAAAAGUUCGAACGGAAUAGUCCGAGUGGGCGAUCCAGUUUACGUUGGAUGAACUCAUGUGCAAAAACUAUCCGAAUCAAUGCAUGAACAAAUAAACAUGAGAAAAAAAUUAAUAAAAGUCUGAUGUUCAA
Molecule: messenger RNA, 1256 nt
Organism: Diachasmimorpha longicaudata
Lineage: Eukaryota; Metazoa; Arthropoda; Insecta; Hymenoptera; Braconidae
Product: mitochondrial amidoxime reducing component 2-like
Exons: 5
Coding region: 194-1177 (327 amino acids)
Molecular function (GO): pyridoxal phosphate binding; catalytic activity; molybdenum ion binding
Source: RefSeq, a predicted model, not a curated record